CUGUUGUCAUUUCCGGGGUAAGAUGGCUGCAGUCCGUAUGCUGAGAACCUGGAGCAGGAGUGCGGGGAAGCUGAUGCUCCUGCCUUGGUGACCCCGAUCUUACAAAAACUUUCAAGAGCCUGCUAUGUACCAGGUACUGUGUUAGGCACUGGAGAUACAAAUAUGAAAUAGACAUCAUAUCUUCCUUCUCAAGAGAUUACAACCUUGUGGUGGAGGACAAAGGAGAGGGAGACAGAUAGAAAUUACAACCCAGCAUGAGAGAUUUGUGUUCGCUAUUUUCAAACUUGUGGUAAUGUUCAUGUUUUGAAGCCAAAUUAUGUGUGUUUCUUUGGUUAUCCUUCAUUCAAGUAUAGUCAUCCACAUCACUUCCUGAAAACAACUGCUGCUCUCCGUGGACAGGUUGUUCAGUUCAAGCUCUCAGACAUUGGAGAAGGGAUUAGAGAAGUAACUGUUAAAGAAUGGUAUGUAAAAGAAGGAGAUACAGUGUCUCAGUUUGAUAGCAUCUGUGAAGUUCAAAGUGAUAAAGCUUCUGUUACCAUCACUAGUCGUUAUGAUGGAGUCAUUAAAAAACUCUAUUAUAAUCUAGACGAUAUUGCCUAUGUGGGGAAGCCAUUAGUAGACAUAGAAACGGAAGCUUUAAAAGAUUCGGAAGAAGAUGUUGUUGAAACUCCUGCAGUGUCCCAUGAUGAACAUACACACCAAGAGAUAAAGGGCCGAAAAACACUGGCAACUCCUGCAGUUCGCCGUCUGGCAAUGGAAAACAAUAUUAAGCUGAGUGAAGUUGUUGGCUCAGGAAAAGAUGGCAGAAUACUUAAAGAAGAUAUCCUCAACUAUUUGGAAAAGCAGACAGGAGCUAUAUUGCCUCCUUCACCCAAAGUUGAAAUUAUGCCACCUCCACCAAAGCCAAAAGACAUGACUGUUCCUAUACUAGUAUCAAAACCUCCGGUAUUCACAGGCAAAGACAAAACAGAACCCAUAAAAGGCUUUCAAAAAGCAAUGGUCAAGACUAUGUCUGCAGCCCUGAAGAUACCUCAUUUUGGUUAUUGUGAUGAGAUUGACCUUACUGAACUGGUUAAGCUCCGAGAAGAAUUAAAACCCAUUGCAUUUGCUCGUGGAAUUAAACUCUCCUUUAUGCCUUUCUUCUUAAAGGCUGCUUCCUUGGGAUUACUACAGUUUCCUAUCCUUAACGCUUCUGUGGAUGAAAACUGCCAGAAUAUAACAUAUAAGGCUUCUCAUAACAUUGGGAUAGCAAUGGAUACUGAGCAGGGUUUGAUUGUCCCUAAUGUGAAAAAUGUUCAGAUCUGCUCUAUAUUUGACAUCGCCACUGAACUGAACCGCCUCCAGAAAUUGGGCUCUGUGGGUCAGCUCAGCACCACUGAUCUUACAGGAGGAACAUUUACUCUUUCCAACAUUGGAUCAAUUGGUGGUACCUUUGCCAAACCAGUGAUAAUGCCACCUGAAGUAGCCAUUGGGGCCCUUGGAUCAAUUAAGGCCAUUCCCCGAUUUAACCAGAAAGGAGAAGUAUAUAAGGCACAGAUAAUGAAUGUGAGCUGGUCAGCUGAUCACAGAGUUAUUGAUGGUGCUACAAUGUCACGCUUCUCCAAUUUGUGGAAAUCCUAUUUAGAAAACCCAGCUUUUAUGCUACUAGAUCUGAAAUGAAGACUGAUAAGACAUUCUUGAACUUUUUGAGCUUCCAAAGAGUAUGUAAACCCUAGCUGUGCCAGCACAUGUUCAUCUUUACAAUUUAUAUUAUAAAUGAUUUGUAUCGUAUGAUUAAGGAUCUAAGGCACAAUAUUUGUCACUGUUCUAUUAGACUUUUUACUGAAAAUGAAUAAUGGUGUAAUGGUUCUCCUGGGGCUGUCACAUUUUAUAGGUCAGAGUGUGACUUCUUAAUAUGGUGCUGACGUUUUUGUGUCAAUGGCUUGAAACUGGCAAGAUUAACAAAAUUAGGCCAGGCACGGUGGCUCACGCCUGUAAUCCCAGCACUUUGGGAGGCCGAGGUGGGCGGAUCACCUGAGGUUAGAAGUUUGAGACCAGCCUGGCCAACAUGGUGAAACCUGGCCUCUACUAAAAAUACAAAAAUUAGCCGGGUGUGGUGGUGGAUACCUAUAAUCCCAGCUACUUGGGAGGCUGAGGCAGGAGAAUCGCUUGAACCUGGGAGGUGGAGGUUGCAGUGAGCUGAGAUCGUGCUAUUGCACUCCAGCCUGGGCGACAGAGCAAGACGCCAUCUCAAAAACAAAAAAACAAAAUUCAUAUUACUAAAAGACAGGUAGCCAUAUACAGACAGUAUAUGCCCUAUUUUUUUUAACUGACUCUUAAUGAAACUUUUUAAUUUUACUUAAUUAAGAAAUGGAAUUUAUAUACAAAAAUAUUUUCCAUUUCCCUGUUAUUAUGCUAAUUGUUGUAUAAAAUAAGUGCAAUUAUACUUCUCUUUUGAGAUAUCCAAGAGUAUAUUCUUGCUCUGUAUAGAGAAUAUCAUCUGAUAAUGUCUUAUUUAUAUUAAUUAAUGUCUUUGAAAAGGGAAAAGUAUAAACUGGCCUUAAAAUUGUCCAAUUAUAGUUUUAUAACCAGUCUAUUAAAGGUGUUUGUUUAAAAUGGAUAUACUUUUAGAUUUGUGGUAAUGCUUUGGUAUUUUCUUGGGGAAGACCUUCACCUUUGCAAACUUCCCUCAUGUAAGGAAGGUACUUUAAAUGUAGCAGCCACUGACAUUUCUUUUUUUAAAAAAAAUUUGAGAAGUCUACUUCCUUUUAACUUUUUUGGUCUUCAACUAAAAAAUAGGAUAAGAAAUUAAGGUCUAUUCCAUUCUCCAUAUCCUGGGUAAGAAUGUAAAUAAGAGGAGAAGGAAGAGUCUAAUAGUAAUUAUGGAUAUAAAAAAUAAGAAAUUUUGUAUAGAAAUGAAGGUUUCAUAAUGAUCAUUUUGUUAAAGGUCUACUUUAAUCAGAAAUAGCAACGAGAUGAAUGUAUCCAACAUUUCAAUUUGCAUUCGGAAAUCCAUGUUGUUUCUAAUAUUGUCCAGUUGAAAACUGUAUGCCAAAAUUAGUUGUUUAAGUGAAGUUUUGUGACAGAAAAAAGGUUGUUUUAAUAUCUACUUGGUUUUUCUCAAAAUGGAAAUAAUUUUAAAAUCAGGAAAGAAUAAAUCAGCCAGGUGUGAUGACUUGUAACUGUAAUCCCAGUUAUAGGGGAGGCUGAAGCAGGAGGAUCACUUGAGGCCAGGAGUUUGAGACCAGCCUGGGCAACAUAGUGAGAUCCCAUCUCAAAAAACAUUAUUUUUAAAAUUAGCCUGGUGGCUCACGCCUGUAAUCCCAGCACUUUGGGAGGCCGAGGUGGCCAGAUCACCUGAGGUCAGGAGUUCGAGACCACCCUGGCCAACAUGGUGAAACCCCAUCUCUACAGUUUUGUAAAAAUACAAAAAAUUACCUGGGCCUGGUGGCACAUGCCUGUAGUCCCAGCUACUUGGGAGGCUGAGGCAGGAGAAUUGCUUGAGCCCAAGAUGUGGAGGUUACAGUGAGCAGAGAUCACACCACUGCACUCCAGCCUGGGUGGCAGAGCAACACUUUGUCUCAGAAAAAAAAAAAAAAACCAAAAAGCCAAGUGUGGUGGUGUGCACCUGUAGUCCCAGCUACUCAGGAAGCUGAGACAAGAGGAUCAAUUGAGCCCAGGAGUUCAAAGCUGUAGUGAGCUGUCAUUGUGCCACUAUCCUCCAGUAUGGGUGACAGAGUGAGACCUGGUCUCUAAAAAAUAAAAUAAAAUAAAAAAAACAGGUCAAAUAAAUGCUGUUGUUGUAAAAUUUCAGAUAAUACAAAGAGUUAACCAAUAAAAGAAAAAGUCAUUCAUAAUCUUACCACUAUUAACAUUUUGAUGUAUCUAUCUGUAUGUAUGGCUAUUCUUUUUUGUUAAAACAUGAUCAUAGCAUAUCUACUAUUUUAUUAUUUGAUUUUUAAAAUUUAACAUUAUAUUAUGGGUAACCUUACAUGUCAAUAAACAAUUCCACAUUGUCAUGCUUUAAAUGGCUGCAUAGGCUGGGUGUGGUGGCUCACGCCUGUAAUCCUGCCACUUUGGGAGGCCAAGGCAGGUAGAUCACAAGGUCAGGAGUUCGAGACCAGCCUGGCCAAUAUGGUGAAACCUCAUCUCUAUUGAAAAUACAAAAAUCAGCCAGGCAUGGUGGCAGGCGCCUGUAGUCCACCUACUCGGGAGGCUGAGGCAGGAGAAUUGCUUGAACCCAGCGGCAGAGGUUGCAGUGAGCCAAGAUUGCGCCACUGCACUCCAGCCUGGUGAUAGAGCGAGACUCUGUCUCUAAAUAAAUAAAUAAAUAAAUAAAUGUCUGCAUAGUA
Molecule: messenger RNA, 4331 nt
Organism: Pan troglodytes (chimpanzee)
Lineage: Eukaryota; Metazoa; Chordata; Mammalia; Primates; Hominidae
Gene: DBT
Product: dihydrolipoamide branched chain transacylase E2
Exons: 12
Coding region: 754-1659 (301 amino acids)
Cellular component (GO): cytoplasm; mitochondrion
Molecular function (GO): lipoic acid binding; acetyltransferase activity
Source: RefSeq, a predicted model, not a curated record